Messenger RNA from Cokeromyces recurvatus, 1674 nucleotides. RefSeq lists its product as uncharacterized. The transcript has 5 exons. NCBI's taxonomy places the organism in Eukaryota, Fungi, Mucoromycota, Mucoromycetes, Mucorales, Mucoraceae. The record is from RefSeq and is a predicted model, not a curated record. The coding region runs from base 28 to 1596 and encodes 522 amino acids.
AAAAAAAAAAAAAAAAAAAAAUUCAUCAUGGCCGAUUCUUCUGUUAUCAAACUCUCUCUUACAGAAUGGACACACGAUCAACGUUUAGCUAUUGCACGUAUAUCUGCACAGGUACUCACACACUCUUCUCUUGUCCUUGGUGAACAAUGGUCUUGUGAAUGGUGGCAAGAGAUCAUUAGUUAUUUACAAGUAACUCAGUCACAACUUGAACAACAUGUUUUAGCGUUCAAUAAGGCACUUGAGCUUCUCAAGGGUGAGAAACGAGACAUUCGUGUUGAAGUGAUGAUCGAUCUUUUAGCAUUAGCAUUACACAUUACCUCAAAUAAGACUAAACAAAAAAAGGUUGAUAAAAGACUCGUCAUGUUGUAUGAUGCUCGUGCUAGAGCCUUUUUAAUUGAACUUGAACAUGCAUUGGAACUUUAUCCAGGUGACCUUUCCUCUGUGGAAAAAAGUAUAGCACAACAAAUGUAUUAUCAUUUAUUGGAGCAACAACAACAACAACAACAAUCUAAUAAUGUACAACAAUCCAUGGAUAAUGAGGCUCAAAAGGCAAUUGAAGCUACGAACCGACGUCAGCAAGCCUUUCGUUGGAUAGCAACAGGUGCUGGUGUCAUUGGGGGAGGUGCUGUUAUUGCCUUGACUGGAGGACUCGCUGCUCCUCUCUUGGCUCCCCUUUUGGCAGGUGUGACGGGAGCUGCUUUCUUUGCUACAGCAGGUGGUGUAGCUCUCAUGACAAGUCUUCUUGGGUUAACAGGAGGUGGUUUAGCAGGUUGGAAAAUGCAUCGUCGCAUGAAAGGGAUUGAGCAACUUGGGUUUAAACAGAUUUUACAAGAUCCUGAUUUACCACCUGUACCUGCUUUACAUUGUUCUAUUUGUAUUUCUGGUUUCUUAUUAGAUUCAGAAACAGAAGCCAUCUCUCCCUGGGAGCUUGCCUUUGAAGGAAAAAGAAACAAUACAGAUCUAUUUUGUUUAGAAUAUGAAACAGAGACUUUAUUAAAAUUGGGUUAUUCAUUUAAAAGAUUUAUAAAGGAUACGGCUAUAAAUUAUGCUGGUAUGGAAGUUGCUAAGGCUACCAUCCUUCAUUCAUUUUUUGCUGCUGUUGCGUUACCAGCUACUAUAUUGAAAAUUGCUGAUGUAAUUGAUAAUCCAUGGCAAAUGGCAGUUGAUCGAUCUAAAAAAGCAGGUGCAGUAUUAGCAGACGUAUUACAACAAAGAGUUCAAGGCAAUAGACCUUGUAAUUUAAUUGGAUAUAGCUGUGGAUGUUUAGUGAUAUGGAAUUGUUUACAGGAACUUUAUGAAAGAGGAUGUCAUGGACUGAUCGAUAAUGUAGUCAUGAUGGGUGCUCCUAUCUCUACAGAUGAGUCUUGGGAAUGGCAAAACGCACUGAGUGUCGUCUCUGGUCGAUUUAUCAAUUGUUAUACGUCCAAUGAUUGGGUUUUGGCUUUUGUCUAUCGAUUACAUUCAUUAGCAACAAAUGUAGCAGGUUUAGAAGCAGUGCCACAUUCACGUAUUGAAAAUAUACAAGUUAAUUUAGAUGGACAUACUAAAUACCCAUAUGUUAUUAAAGAUAUCAUGACUCAAUUAAGGAUAGAGUAAUAAUACAUUCUUAUUUUAUUAUGUAAUAUAUAUAUAUAUAUAUAUAUGAUAUGCACACUAGUUAUUCCUUCCUCCAUU